Molecule: messenger RNA, 597 nt
Organism: Cuscuta epithymum
Lineage: Eukaryota; Viridiplantae; Streptophyta; Magnoliopsida; Solanales; Convolvulaceae
Source: the annotation of a GenBank genome assembly
GCUCGUCGUCAAACCUGCUAUCAUGAAUGGUUUUGGUGGGAUGCACGGGGGCGCUGUUGGUGCAAUAGCUGAGAGAGUGGCGAUUGCUUGUGCUAGAACAGUUGUGGGAAAGGACAGAGAGCUAUUUCUUGGAGACUUAAGCAUCUCUUACCUCUCAGCUGCUCCUCUUAAUGCAGAAGUGAUGGUUCAUGGAUCUGUAGUUAGGAGUGGAAGAAGUAUAACUGUAGUAGCUACGGAAUUUAAACUGAAGGACUCUGAUAAAUUGGUUUACAUUUCUCGUGCAACUUUGUAUCAUACACCAGCUGCAAGUUUGUGAGCGGGCAUGCCUUCCUGUUUUAUUGAUACACCAGCUGCAACUUUGCUCAAACAGGUUAACCUUGCUACAACACACUGGUGUUGCAUCCAGUUUCGAGGGCAUGCCUUCCUGUUUUAUUGAUAUUCAAUUUUACCAUUUUGGUUACUUUUUGGUACAUAUGACUCUUUCCAUCCCAUAACUUCAUGGCUUCAUGCUUCAUUUUCGAGAUACCCAAAAUAAAGAGUUGUGCGGUUAAUAUUAGAAAAGUAUUUAUUUUCUUUCUGAAUAAACCUCAACAUCAC